UACUGACUAGUGUCUGAGUGUAACUGUGAACGACUGCCACGCUCCAACUCGUCUCCAAGUUCCAUUCUAGCGGUUGUACUCGCCAGACAACGUCCUCAUCGGUUGUGUCAGCGCGAUGAACAAUCCUUAAUUUGUCGUAGUGAUCAGUUAAAGCCUAACACUGGCAUCGACGCUAUUCUACCGUGUGAGUGGCAUGAGGGCAGAUUUACAGUCCUUUAUCAGACAUACUUCUUCUGACCACUUUUCGGAAUUGUUGUUGUUGUAGUCGCCAUACUUUGUGAUCUCUUUUUUACCGGGGUUGUUCGCAUUUAUCUCGUUUUUUAUAUUUUGUGAUAUUUUUACCUAGUUCGCGAUGGCACCCACAGGGUUUUCGUUGGCGAGGAAGGAGAGUGACGACGGCAAAUUGUGCCCGAAACUGCUCACCAAGAAAGCGGACAACUUUGCGCCGCUGGUGGUGGCGAUGGUCGGACUGCCUGCCCGAGGCAAGACUGUUCUCUCCCACAAGUUGAACCGUUAUCUCAACUGGAACGGCCUCAAGUCUAAAGUGUUCAGCAUCAGUUUCUACCGACGCAAGCACAUCGAGCUUUAUGACAGCCAUGAGAUCUUCCGAGCUGACAAUGAGGAAGCUUACGAAAUCAUCCAGCAGAGCGCAAAAGAAGCUAUGGAAGAUGCUCUUGACUUUCUAAAGUCCGAGGGAAAAAUUGCGAUUCUUGAUGGAACUCACGCCACGCCAAAGAUGCGUCAGAACACUUUUGAUUUCUUCGCCAAGCAGUACAACUUCAAGGUUUUGUUUCUCGAGUGUAUCUGUGACGAUGAUAUGAUAUUGGAAAGAAACAUCAAGGAGAUCUUGCAAUUCAGCAAGGACUACAAGCACAUGACCAAGGAGAAGGCGUUGGAUGAUUUCCAUCACAAGAUUGAACACUUCAUGGAGCAAUACGAGCCCGUCAACCCGAGGGAGGAGUCCAAGUACACUUACAUCAAAGUAUUCAAUGAUGGGGAGAAUGUCUCAGUGCAUCGUAUCAACGGUCCCUACCAGUCCAAUAUUCUGUCUUUUGUUUCAAGCUUCAAGCCUGGGGCCAGGACACUUUACUUUUCCAGGCAUGGGGAGAGUGAAUACAACGUGGUGGGUCGCAUCGGAGGAGACACAGACCUGUCUCCUCGCGGUCGCAUGUACGCCAAGACUCUGGCUACGUACAUCAAUGAUGCCAACAUUCCCGACCUUCAUGUCUGGACCAGUGAGAAGCGCCGCACCAAACAGACGGCCGCUGGCAUCGCAGCUCCUUCUGAACCCAUCGAGGCACUCAAUGAACUUGAUGCUGGAAUAUGCGAGGGCCUGAGCUAUGAGGAGAUGCAAGACAAGUUCCCGCAGGAGUUUGCGUGGCGGGACCAGGACAAACUGCGCUACCGCUAUCCGUGGGGAGAGUCUUACGUUGACAUCAUGGCUCGGCUGGCUCCCGUACUGCUGGAGCUUGAACACGAGGACAAUCUUCUGACCAUCAGUCACCAGGCCGUUUUGCGCUGCAUCCUCGGAUACUUCUUGAACAAGAGUUUGGAUGAACUGCCAUAUAUCAACGUCCCAUUGCACACUGUCAUCAAGAUGACCAUCGAGGGCUACAAGUGCAACAUCGAGUUCAUCAAACUGAACGUCGAGUGUGUCGACACUUAUCGCAAACAACCUAAGAACUGCAGUGUCGCCCGUCCGGCCGAGGAGGCUUUGCUGACAGUUCCGGCUCACUACGACAAUUUGUGGCCCCUCAAGCAGCAACUGCUCCAGCAUUAGAAAGCUUACUCCGCAACACGUAGCAUGUAAUAGCCGUUGUAUCACUAACCAGUCAAUGUUCAGUAUUUAUGUGUUUUAAUCGGCCUCGACUGAAUUACAUGUAGCUUUACAAGCACAGUUAAUUUAAAAUAAAAUUUGUAUCACAAACUCAUUCUCAGUAUUUAGCAUGUAAGUCUCAGAAAAAAAGGUAUGUUGUACAUUAUUCGCAGUGGAAAAAUAAUUGUUAAAUUUAAUGGAGUAUGAAUGUAAGUUUUGAAUGGGCUACUUACAAAAUAAAUACCAAUUAAUAAGAAUUUUUUUUAUCUUGUAUUUAGGUUAUAAGCAGGACAGGAGGACACUCUUUGUAUAAAAUGGCCAAACUCAAUAUAUGUCCAAAGAUGUAUACCAAUAUGAUGUAUUAAAUGGCAUUUACUUUGAUAAAUGGUUUUUACACCAAAAUACAGGAUGCUUUGAAUCCAAACAAAUCAUGGAUGGUUAAAAGUUGAUUCUUGAGGGCUUGGAAAUAGGAAAAUCAUUUUGUACAACAUAUCACUUCGACUAAAUGUCUUUAUGAAUCUAUUAUUUUAAUACUUAUGUUAUAUUUUGCAAGUUGAUGGUAGUUUUAACAAUUAAUUAGUGUUAUACAUUGUGUAGGCAAUUAGGAAAAGUGGUAUUUUUAGAAAACGUAUUGUGUAAGGAGUAGCUAGCUUUAGGAGUGCUGUAGUUUUAAGAAGUGACAGUGCAUUGGGACGUUCUUUGAAACGCUGUGAUUUAUUUAGUGGAAAAGUCAGUUAAGUACAAUAUUUUUAUACUAUUACCUUAUUUUCAGUUGUAUUACAAUGUUUUUGUACAUAUUUACAUUUAUUUGUUUUAUGUCCGUAAAAUUUGUUUCUGUAAUGGUAUAGAUGUAAAUAAAAUAUAACUUUAAUUUUAA
Messenger RNA from Macrosteles quadrilineatus (aster leafhopper), 2693 nucleotides. Its product is annotated as 6-phosphofructo-2-kinase/fructose-2,6-bisphosphatase-like. Gene Ontology annotation, biological process: fructose 2,6-bisphosphate metabolic process; fructose metabolic process. The transcript has 10 exons. The record is from RefSeq and is a predicted model, not a curated record. Lineage: Eukaryota; Metazoa; Arthropoda; Insecta; Hemiptera; Cicadellidae. Bases 353 to 1780 code for a protein of 475 amino acids. Gene Ontology annotation, cellular component: cytosol. Gene Ontology annotation, molecular function: ATP binding; fructose-2,6-bisphosphate 2-phosphatase activity; 6-phosphofructo-2-kinase activity.